This is a messenger RNA of Amblyraja radiata (thorny skate), 1505 nucleotides long. Its product is annotated as probable tubulin polyglutamylase TTLL1. The record is from RefSeq and is a predicted model, not a curated record. The coding region runs from base 24 to 1292 and encodes 422 amino acids. The transcript is spliced from 9 exons. Gene Ontology annotation, biological process: protein polyglutamylation; microtubule cytoskeleton organization. NCBI's taxonomy places the organism in Eukaryota, Metazoa, Chordata, Chondrichthyes, Rajiformes, Rajidae. Gene Ontology annotation, molecular function: tubulin-glutamic acid ligase activity; tubulin binding. Gene Ontology annotation, cellular component: ciliary basal body.
AGUUCCAGUGUCUCACUAAAUCCAUGGCAGGGAGACCGAAGUGGGUUUCAGACAUCGACAAAUCUGUGCUUAUAAAUAACUUCCAAAAAAGAGGCUGGAUCCAAGUUUCAGAAAAUGAAAACUGGAACUUUUAUUGGAUGAAUGUACAAACACUCCGCAAUGUCUUCAGUGUCGAAAAUGGCUAUCGUCUUUCAGAUGAUCAAAUUGUUAACCACUUUCCCAAUCACUAUGAACUGACCAGAAAGGACUUAAUGGUUAAGAACUUCAAGCGUUACCGCAAAGAGCUCGAUAAAGAGGGAAGCCCACUCGCAGAGAAGGAUGAAAAUGGCAAAUACCUUCACUUGGAUUUUAUUCCAGUUACAUUCAUGCUGCCAGCAGACUAUAAUAUGUUUGUGGAAGAAUUUAGGCGGAAUCCAUGCAGCACCUGGAUCAUGAAGCCGUGUGGAAAGGCUCAGGGCAGGGGCAUAUUCCUCAUCAACAAGCUCUCACAGAUCAAGAAGUGGUCUCGUGACAAUAAACCCCCCAAUUAUGUGACGACCACUACCAAGGAGAUCUAUGUCAUCUCCCUCUACAUAGACAGCCCGCUACUCAUUGCUGGGAAGAAGUUCGACCUUCGCUUUUACGUGCUGGUCACCUCAUUUCGUCCAUUAAAGUGUUACCUGUAUAAGCUGGGCUUCUGCCGAUUCUGCACAGUGAAAUACACUCCAAAUACCAACGAACUGGACAACAUGUUUGUGCACCUUACAAACGUUGCCAUCCAAAAACAUGGGGAUGAUUACAACCCCAUUCAUGGCGGGAAAUGGACGGUGGCAAAUCUAAAACUCUACUUGGAGAGCACGCAAGGGAAGGAAGUCACCGACAAGCUGUUUGAUGAAAUUCACUGGAUGAUUGUACAUUCACUCAAGGCUGUAGCUCCAAUAAUGUCAAAUGACAAGCACUGCUUUGAAUGUUAUGGCUACGACAUUAUCAUUGACAGCAAGUUAAAGCCAUGGCUUAUUGAGGUAAAUGCUUCUCCUUCAUUGGCAGCCAGCACUGCGAAUGACCGGAUCAUGAAAUACAAUCUCAUCAACGACACACUGAACAUUGUCGUGCCCAAUGGUGAUAUCUCAGCUUCGAAGUUCAACAAAACUCCUGCAAAAGAUGCUCUUGGAAAUUAUCUAAUCCUCUGUGAUGAAGAAUUAGCAAUGAACGAUGGAGCUGAUCAUGAAAUAAAAAAUCGCCCGGGUCAGUCUGGUUCAAAAGGUGUCAGAGCAAAAGAUUUUGGGCGACCGACCAUCACGACUUGGAAAUGAUGCCAAAUACGGAAGAAAUCCUUUCAUGGCAGCAACUGAACUAAAAUAUUGUUGUCCACAUCCUAAAGUUCUGGCCUUUCCAUGAUUGAUGAAGGAAGAAUUUGUUUUUGGCAAUCUGCUUUUUGUCACUGGUUUGAAGAAGACACAACAUAAUUGUAGGGGCACAGUCCCUCUUAAAAUGUACACUGUUUGUAAUAUAUUUUGUCCACUUUC